AUGCCUCAGACACGUUCUCGCUCGAGGAGCAAAGCGGCGGACACCCGUGCUGACCACGAUGAUGGUCCUGAGCACCGUGCCAACGGGUCUACAACCCGUCGGUCGCGUUCACCAUCCUCUUCCAGCUCUCCCGUCCGCUCGCCGCUCUACCACCCUCGGUACGCGCCCACCGGCCCCGCGGCUCUCACGUCCAUCGCCUUGCAAGCACUGUUUCUUGGAGCGGUACUCUCUGGUGCGCUUCUCUUCUCGCUCCAGCUCGCUUUCUCUCGCAAUCCCUUGUGGCGCCUCCCGUUCUUUGUGGCCACGUGCACGUUGUUCCAUUUCCUGGAAUUCUGGUGCACGGCUAGGUGGAAUCCCGCGAUGGCGGACCGAUCGAGUUUCUUGAUUGUAGGGAACGGCGCGGCGCAGGGCUGCGCAUAUCUGGUCGCUUUGGUAGAGGUUGCAGUAAGGGAGCUUGUCAAGGGGAAGGGGUGGUGGUCUGGGAAGUGGGAAGGCGUGUUCAUAAUAGUGCCGAACGGGACGGUAACUGUUAUUGGUAUGGGUCUGAUUGUGUUGGGGCAGAUGGCCAGAAGCAUGGCGAUGAGAGAAGCUGGAGCAAGUUUCAACCACUUAGCAGUUCAAUACUACAAGAGAGAAGACCAUAUUCUCGUCACCAGCGGUAUCUUCAGCUGGGUUCGCCAUCCGAGCUAUUUUGGCUUCUUCUAUUGGGCGCUAGGUACGCAGCUGGUGCUGGGAAAUUCCUUCUCGUUCCUCGCCUACACGUUGGUGCUCUGGAGAUUUUUCUCUCAUCGAGUCAUGCAUGAGGAGCGGUACCUGAUAUCGUUCUUUGGUGACGACUACCGCAACUACCGCGAGCGGACUCCAACAUGGAUUCCCCUCGUGGGAUGA
This is a messenger RNA of Cyphellophora europaea CBS 101466, 888 nucleotides long. RefSeq lists its product as uncharacterized. Gene Ontology annotation, cellular component: membrane; endoplasmic reticulum. Gene Ontology annotation, biological process: C-terminal protein methylation. The transcript has 3 exons. The coding region runs from base 1 to 888 and encodes 295 amino acids. NCBI's taxonomy places the organism in Eukaryota, Fungi, Ascomycota, Eurotiomycetes, Chaetothyriales, Cyphellophoraceae. Gene Ontology annotation, molecular function: protein C-terminal S-isoprenylcysteine carboxyl O-methyltransferase activity. The record is from RefSeq and is a predicted model, not a curated record.